Messenger RNA from Cannabis sativa, 964 nucleotides. RefSeq names its product zinc finger AN1 domain-containing stress-associated protein 12. The coding region runs from base 234 to 812 and encodes 192 amino acids. The record is from RefSeq and is a predicted model, not a curated record. NCBI's taxonomy places the organism in Eukaryota, Viridiplantae, Streptophyta, Magnoliopsida, Rosales, Cannabaceae. Gene Ontology annotation, cellular component: cytoplasm. Gene Ontology annotation, molecular function: zinc ion binding. The transcript has 2 exons.
GAAAACGCGAAAAAUAAACCGCGUUACUUAACAAUGGCGGUGUAAUCUGUUCUUGGCUUACGCCCCAAGUCAAUUACCCAAUUCUCAUCUUUUUUUUUCUCAUUUAUUAUAAUAAACCAUUAAACAUUACUACUUCUUCACAAUAUUUCUCAUAUUUUUCAACCUAAAUCUUUCUCACAAAUUCUUCUUUUAAAUUUUUUUUUUUAAAAAAAAAAAAACUUGAAAAUCAAUCAAUGGGCGGAGGAGGAGGAACAGAAGCAUUCCCUGAUUUGGGAAGACAUUGCCAAAACUCCGAUUGCAACCAAUUAGAUUUUCUUCCCUUCAACUGCGAUAAUUGUAACAAGGUAUUUUGUUUAGAGCAUCGUUCUCACAAAUCUCAUAACUGUCCCAAACCUGAUCACAACAGCAGAAAGGUCAUCGUUUGCGAAACCUGUUCUACGGCCAUAGAAACCACCGGCCAAGACGAGAAGCUUUUGAUGGAGAAGCACAUGAGUUCCGGUAACUGCGAUCCCCGAAACAAGAAAAAACCCACUUGCCCUGUCAAGCGAUGCAAGGAGAUUUUGACUUUUUCGAACACCAGUACUUGCAAAACUUGUCAGAUUAAGGUCUGUCUAAAGCACCGAUUUCCGGCCGAUCAUCUCUGCCGUGACCGUCAGCCCCCGGCGACGGUGAAGGCUAGCAAUGGUGGUCGCAGAUGGAAUGAGAAGUUUUUGAUAGCUUUGGGUUCAAGAAAUGGAAAAGAUUGUGGCAAGAAUGGGUCUGGUAGCUCUGGGUCUCCUUCUAAUAGUAAUCCAUCUAUCAAGGCAUGUUAGAUUAGAUUUAUUCAUUUGAAAUUUAAAUCAUUUGAGUAUUUUGUAAUUAUAUAAUUCUAUAGCUAUAAAAUUAAUUUGGGGUUGUUUUAAUUUGUGAUAAUUGUGUGAUUGUUUAGCUCUUAAAUAAAAUUUGAGGCAAUGGUUUUGGUGCU